This is a messenger RNA of Glossina fuscipes, 2150 nucleotides long. It is a transcript of the gene Uba4, whose product is annotated as adenylyltransferase and sulfurtransferase MOCS3. The transcript is spliced from 2 exons. Gene Ontology annotation, cellular component: cytoplasm; cytosol. Gene Ontology annotation, biological process: protein urmylation; tRNA wobble position uridine thiolation. The record is from RefSeq and is a predicted model, not a curated record. NCBI's taxonomy places the organism in Eukaryota, Metazoa, Arthropoda, Insecta, Diptera, Glossinidae. Bases 263 to 1558 code for a protein of 431 amino acids. Gene Ontology annotation, molecular function: adenylyltransferase activity; thiosulfate-cyanide sulfurtransferase activity; URM1 activating enzyme activity.
UUAAAGCUAUUUACUUUCAGACCCAGUCCAAUUAAAAACUAAGAUUGAGUUAACAAUAUUUAACAAAUUACACACACAAACGAAUAUCAGUUUUGUGUUUAACAUGUAAAUCGCUUUUUUAUAAAUCAGAACAGAAAAGUAGAAUGAUACGAUACUUUGAUCGUAAUCAUGUAUACAAUAGCAGGAAUGUUUGAAAGAGUCGCAGUAAUAUCAAUUUCGGCAGCAUAAGUAAAAAGUUUUUACAAAACAUUGACUAAUAGCAAUGUCGUCGGAGGAAAUACACAAAUUGCGUAUGGAAAUAGCUGAACUGAAGAUUUUGUGUAAAGACAAAGAAGAGCGUCUACGUCAACUAGUAAAUGAUUCUGUUAUUUUUAACGAACUGACCAAUGACGACAUAGCACGCUACAGUCGACAAUUAAUUUUACCUAAUUUUGGCGUGAAAGGACAAUUGAAAUUGAAGCAAACUUCUAUUCUUGUAGUCGGUGUGGGCGGCCUUGGAUGUCCAGCUUCACUUUACUUGGCUUCUGCAGGUUGUGGUCAUUUGGGCCUGCUGGAUUAUGAUGAAGUGGAUCGCAGCAAUUUGCAUAGACAAACUUUGCAUACCGAAUCAAGAGUGGGCAUGAGCAAAGUGCUUUCCGCUUGUGAAGCUUUGAAAAUGAUAAAUCCCCAAUGUCAAAUAAAUUCGCACUGCGUGUUAUUGAACAGCAGAAAUGCAAACGAAAUUAUUCGAUCAUAUGACAUUGUCUUGGAUUGCAGCGAUAACGUACCGACACGUUAUUUAUUGAAUGAUACAUGUGUAGCCUUAGGAAAACCUUUGAUAUCAGGAAGUGCUUUACAACUGGAUGGCCAGCUAACAGUAUACAACUACGGCGAAGUAGGGGUAUGCUAUAGAUGUUUAUUUCCACUGCCUCCACCUCCAGAAGCUGUCAUUAGUUGUGGUGAUGGUGGUGUUUUGGGAGCUGUAACAGGGGUUAUUGGUAGUUUACAAGCUCUAGAAGCAAUUAAAGUUGCAUUGAAUGGUAUGGGGGGGGAAGUACUUUCGAAACGUUUAUUAAUAUUUGAUGGCGCCAAUUGCUCCUUUCGGUGCGUGCGUUUGAGAGGACGAAGGAAGGACUGUUCCGCGUGUUCAAACGUACCAUUAAUACCAAAUAAUUUGGAUUACGAGCAAUUUUGUGGCAUGCAGACUUCAGAUAAAGAUUAUGUUUUAAAAUUAUUAAUGCCAGCGCAACGUGUUAGUGUUGAAGAAUAUCAAAAUUACCUAGGUAAACCGCAUCUACUAUGGGAUGUACGGCAGUCGGCAGAAUUUGAGAUUUGUAAGCUGCGUAACUCAGAAAAUGUUCCUCUCAAAACAAUACUUGAUGACAGCUUUGUUGAACGUUUCAAGGAAAAACUUCAAGAUGAAACUUUACCAGUUUUUAUAUUAUGUCGACGUGGUAAUGACUCGCAAAUUGCCGCCCAACAUAUGAUAAAUAAGUUUCCCAAACAUAACAUACGUGAUAUUAGGGGUGGUCUUCAUUCUUGGCACUAUAAAAUUGAUUCAAAAUUUCCCAUAUAUUAAUGACUUGUAUAUAUAAACGUAACGACCUGCUUUAACUAUUUGUUAAUAUAAUUUCUUACGCUCUUAUCGUUUUUGUAUAACAUAUGCUAUGUAAUAAGAAGGGAAAUAAGUUUACUUUUUUUAAAUCGAGCAUACAGAAAAUAUUUAUAAUAUUUUUUUCAUAUUUUUACGAUCCGUUUUGUAUAAUUUUUAAGCAGAGCUACAAUUUUAGUCAUUUUUAACAUUGCAUGCAUACAAUACAUGAACAACUUGGUUCUUUUUCUUCAUGACAAAACGUUGCCAUGUAUGGGAGGCAACUCCGUUCUCUCUCUUUUUUUAAAACUUGUAAAGAAAAAAAACAAGCUCACGGUUUUCUGUGGAGUCAAAGAAAUUUUUACAAAUGCGUGUAGAAGUUGCUACGAAAUUGAAAUACAGUACAAAUUCGUAAAAAAAUUAAAAAAUAUGUUAAAUAAAAUUCGAAAAAAGUAAAAAAAUAAUAAAAACAAAUUUUCUCGACAAUGGAAAUUCCCGAAAAUGGAAUGCAAACAUCACAACAAUGCAAAUAUCCCCGACCGUGAAAAACUAUUUUAUACAUUUAUAUACAUUAGGGCAU